GUAGGCGUUUGCGUGACGUAACACGUAAAUAAGUUGAUCAAGCUGUUAUUAGCUAGGUUGUUUUCUUCCUUUAGCCUUAAUCUCUCGCAUGAUAUUAAUGACUGGGUGACAUUUACACACAGCUCUUGGGAGAUAAACCGGAACUGACACUUUAACCAACAAAUGAGGAUAUGCCAUCCGACUUUGUAACAUAUACAGAAAGUACACCUUGUGAGGACGAGAAACCGAGAGUCAAACAGCUAACAGCGGUCAGCGCCGCAAAUCUCCACACCGUGUACCGCUCAUGCUGACUUUCUCUUCCAUUUCUUCUUCGUUUUUAGUCGGCCUUUAGAUUCGCCAAGUCCGGUCAGUGGUUUCUCCAGAAGAGAAUGAACUGGUUUUUCCCAACCUCCAAAGGCUCUGGAUCUCUCCCUCCUCUGAACAGCUUACAGCAACAGAGACAGCGGCAGAUCGAGUCCCUAAAAGCUGCCCACCCGAGCCUUGCAGAAAUCCAGAAGGAUGUGGAAUACAGAAUACCAUUCACAGUCAACAAUUCAACCAUUAGUGUUAACAUUUUGCUGCCUCCUCAGUUCCCGCAGGAGAAACCAGUGGUUAGUGUCUUUCCCCCUGUUGGUCAUCAUUUAGUGGACAGCAAUAAUGGCACUAUGAUCAAGAGCCCCCUCAUCACUAAUUUUGGGAUGCACUCAGACCUGGGAAAGGUCAUCCAAAGUCUGCUUGACGAGUUCUGGAAAAGUCCUCCCGCCUUGAUGUCUAGCGGUCCUUCUGGCUUUCCUUAUAUGUACAAAUCUUCAGGUAUAGCACCUUACCCCAAUCCGGCUUUUCACUUUGGUUCUCGCCACAUGGGACCCAGUCAGACACCACCUUCUGGUCCAGCCCCUGCGCCAAUGCCUCACCCAGGGGUCGAUAGUGCCCUUGGGCCCCCUCGAGCUCCAGCGCCAUAUGGAAUAAUUUCUGACCUGCCACUGCCUGUACCUAUUGGAGAUUCAGAGACUAGACUAAAUGGACACGUGUACAAGAUGCCUGAGAUUCCUGAGUCUUUUCCUGAACUCUGUGACAUGAACCUGACACAGUUGUCAGAUAUGUCUGAAAAUGAAGAUGUGUUGCUCAAGUUUUUUGUGAGUUUGCCACAAUUGAAACAGGUCACAUCUGAUAAAGAAGAGUUGGUCAACAGUAUACUGGACAUGGCCAAGAAAAAUCUUCAAAUGGAGCCACAUCUGGAAGGAAAAAGACAAGAGAUGCUCUACAAGUAUGAACAGCUGACUCAGAUGAAGUCAGCUUUUGAAACAAAGAUGCAGAGACAGCACGAACUCAAUGAGAGUUGCAGUCUAAGCACUCUACAGGCUCGGUUAAAAGUCGCAGCUCACCAGGCAGAGGAGGAGUCAGAGGAGACGGCUGAAAACUUCCUGGAAGGACGCAUUGACAUUGACGAAUUCCUGAACAGCUUCAUGGAAAAAAGAACACUUUGCCACAGCAGAAGAGCCAAAGAAGAGAAGCUGCAACAGUCCAUCAACACACAUGGCCCGUUUCCUACCAGUCACUAGAUCACAAGAUUCAGUGUUUCUCAGCCAACUGCUGCCAAGUAAAAGGAAAAAGGUAUUACAGGGGCCGAAAAGCACACUGGGCACUCAUCAGUUUGGAGAAACAUGAAGAUUUUGAUUGCAAUGCUGGGCUAAAA
This is a messenger RNA of Haplochromis burtoni (Burton's mouthbrooder), 1675 nucleotides long. RefSeq names its product VPS37A subunit of ESCRT-I (gene vps37a). Gene Ontology annotation, biological process: protein targeting to vacuole; protein targeting to membrane; ubiquitin-dependent protein catabolic process via the multivesicular body sorting pathway. The transcript is spliced from 12 exons. NCBI's taxonomy places the organism in Eukaryota, Metazoa, Chordata, Actinopteri, Cichliformes, Cichlidae. Gene Ontology annotation, cellular component: ESCRT I complex. The record is from RefSeq and is a predicted model, not a curated record. Bases 369 to 1541 code for a protein of 390 amino acids.